Closterium sp. Naga37s-1 is the source of this 3375-nucleotide messenger RNA. The record is from the annotation of a GenBank genome assembly. Lineage: Eukaryota; Viridiplantae; Streptophyta; Zygnematophyceae; Desmidiales; Closteriaceae.
AUGCAUCUCGCUGUUGUCCUCACUCCCCCUCUGCUGAUUCUCCGCCUGCCUCUCCGCCCCUCACUCGUCUCCCCUCCAGAGUUCUCCGACGCGUUUCGGGAGCUGUCCUCGUUUGUGGCGGGCGCGUUUGGUGCUAUAGAGGACGGGAACGUGGGCGAGGUGUUCCAACACGUAGCUGUGGUAGAGGACCGCAUCGGACAGCUCUUCCAUUACUAUGCCAUGCAUCUAGCACAGGCCAUAGCAGAGCCUACAGAGUCCUUGCUCGUGGAAAUACACCAAGUGGAGGAGACAAGAAAGCUGUACGAGGCAAAGAGGCGCACUUAUGCGGAAGCCAGAGCAGCAGCGCGCACCCAUGUACCAUCCCCUGCCACCACACGCAUUGGAUGCUCUGGGGGCGGGGGCGGGGGCGGGGGGGCGGGAGGGGGAGGGGGAGGAGGAGGGGGCGGAGCUAGUUCCGCAUCUGCAGCAGCAGCAGGCGGAGCAGGAGGGGGAGGAGGGUCGGCGGCAGUGGCGAGAGCAGCAACAGUUGGCGAGACAGACUGGGAAGGAGGGGCAGCGCGAGGCCGGGGCAGGCGAGAGCCAGAAGAAGGGGGGAGAGAUGAGGAGGAGGAAGAGGAGGAAAUGAGCGAGGAGGAGCGGGCAGCCAAGGAGGAAUUUGACGAAGUAGCCAUGACUCUCGGGUGCAGGAUACUUGCCUUAGAGCAGAGGCGGCCCAGGGCGUUACUCUCUCAGGUUGUGAGGCACCACGUGGCAAAGAGCCGGCUGCUGAGACGGUCUCAGCUGCAGCUGGGGCAGCUGGAUGGGAUCAUGGGGUAUCUUGUGGAGGAGCUGGGGAUGGGGCGUGCGGCGCUGCUUUGUAGCGUUGAUGAGGGUGACUAUGACGAGGAUGAUGACUGGGGGGGCGUGGGAGCAGGCAGUGUGGAGCAGGGCACCUCAUCCCCAACACACGUUCUCUACGCGUUUUGCAUCAACUCAAAGCUUCCUAUACUGUCCACCCUUCCACCUGUGCUGUGCCUGCAGAGCACCGCAUGUCAAGACACGUUCACCACGCUUCCGCCGCCCCCUACCUCCGCCCCCUUGCCCUCAGUUCCCACCUCCGCCCCCCUCCCCGCUCCCCCCACCUCCGCGCCCCUGCCUUCACCUCCUCCUGCCCACUCCACCCAACCCACCACCACCAGUAGCAGCAACACCACUAUCAUGUCUGCAGCUGUUGCUUCUGCAGCUGCUGCCGCUACUGCUUCGUUCGCUGCACACCCUUCUGUCACAGGACCUACCACUGUUCCAGGCCCAGGAGGAGCUGUAGUACCUGCUGCAGCAGCAUCAUUAUCAGGAUCAGGAUCAGCAGCAGCAGCAGCAGCAGCAGCUGCGGCGGCGACCGCGGCAGCAGUUGCACAGAGUGCAUCUAGAGGGAGAGGCAGGAGCAGCUACUCUGCCCCUUUGAGGCCCGUUGUACGCCCUGACGGCUCUGUCACGUCACGGCCCCUUCUACCCCGUAACAGCGCUGCUUCUGCUGCCACUCACGUUUCUGCUGCUCCUGCUGUUGGUGGUGGUGGUGCUACACCCACCGCUCCUGCAGCAGCUGCAGCAGUGGCAGCAGCAGCACCACUCCCUGGAGCAACUUUUUGUACGCCUUCCCUUGUCAGAGCUCCAGGCAGCACCCUAGGGAAUGCUUCAGGUAAUGCCCCAGGCGUCACAGGUUCUGCAGCUGCGUCUGGCGCCACUCCCUCCCCUGCACUCGUUGCUGGUGCUGCUGCCACUCCCACGCAUACAACACCUCCAGCUGCUACUGCUGCUGCUCCUGUGCUCCAAACACCAGUACUUUCAGCUGCAGUGGCAGCAGCAGCAGCGGGGGGUGGGGGUGGGUUGAGGGGGAGAGCAGCACACGUGGGUCCCUUUGCCAUGCAAAUGUCUGGCCCGCUGCCCCGCCCCUCUGCUGUUGAACAAGCUGUAACAGGAGCUGCUGCUGCUACCUCUGCCUCUGCUACAGCUACUGGUCCUGCUACAGGCGGUCCUGCAGGCCCCGGAGGUGGUUCGGCAGGUGGUCCGGCAGGUGGCUCGGCAGGUGGAGCAGGCGGAAGUGGGGGAGGGCGGUUCAGCUUUAGCUCUGUCAGCAGGGAAGGCCCAGCAGGUGGGUUGGCAGGAGGUCCUUCAGGUGGUUUGGCAGGGGGCUUCACAGCACCUGCCUUCUCAUCCAGCCUCCAGCAAGCGUACAUGAUGGGAGCCAUACCCUCCCAACCUCCUAUGCCUUCCCAAUCACCCAUGCCCUCUCAACCUGCUACGACCCUCACAGCUGCUCCUGUGUCUGGGUAUGCCUACGCUGGGGCAGCAGCAGGGGGAGCAGUGGGCAGCGGGGCAGGGUAUGGGAUGGAGCCGCAGCCUAGCUGGCAAGCUGGUGUGUCUGGAGCCGGUAUGAGGCCAACAGGGAUGGCAGCCGCAGCAGGAGCAACAGGCCUAGCAGUCCCGGCAGCAGUGUCGAUGGGACCUUCAACAGGAGUCCCAAUGGGAGUUCAAACGGGAGGCCUGGGUGUGGGUCAAAGCUAUCCGUCCCACCCAGCUUACGGUUUCAACACCAGCCCGAGUGCCGGAUUAGGGUUUGGGAGCGGUAGCAGCGGAUUAGGGUUUGGCGCCUCGCCUGUUUUCCAGGGUGGUUUACCCAGCAAGGCCCUGAGUGGACCCAUAGCCCGCAGCUCUUUCUACGGAGGCAGUGGUUUGUUCUCCUCAGCCGGCAUUCCAGGCCUGACCGGUGCUGGUGGCAGUGGUAGCAGCAGCGGCAGUGGUGGCGGCGGCAGUGGCGGUUUCAACAGCAGCGGCACAGGACACAUGCGGGGAGAGAGGCUGAUAAAAUCCGGCCCGAUUGGGCCGAGUAACAGCUACUAUGCGGCCAUGGCUGCUCCUGCGCUCUCCCCGCCCAAGGUCACAGAGUUAUAUGCCCUCCCGCCUCCACCUUUGGAGCUGAACUCGUCUCCUGGUAGAGUGGUUUCAGGGGGCACGGGGGGUGCUGGUAGCGGUGUGGGCAGCGGUGGGAGUGAGGGGAAGGUCCUGCGGUCCCCUGGGGCCAAGGAGGGUUCGACAGUGGGAGCGGUGGCUGGUGGGGGGGGAAAUGGUGGUGGCGGGGUGGGUGGAGCAGCAUUGGAUGUGAAAGGGGAGAGGCAGGAGAGGGAGGUGGUUCCUUUGUCCUCUUUGUCAUUGUCAUCCACACCAGCCCAGUCCCUGUGCUCCAUGCACAGCCCUCUGCAGCGCCUCGUGGCCUCGCCCUUCACUCCCCCCAUGCCAGUUUUUCUCAUGCACCAAACAAUCACUUUUCCUGCCCUUCUCCUUCCCCUUGCCCCCCCUCACUCCUCCUUGCCUGUGCUGUGCAGUCCCUGUGUUCCAUAG